Messenger RNA from Solea solea (common sole), 1751 nucleotides. It is a transcript of the gene dera, whose product is annotated as deoxyribose-phosphate aldolase (putative). Gene Ontology annotation, cellular component: cytoplasm. Gene Ontology annotation, biological process: deoxyribonucleotide catabolic process; carbohydrate catabolic process. Gene Ontology annotation, molecular function: deoxyribose-phosphate aldolase activity. The transcript is spliced from 9 exons. NCBI's taxonomy places the organism in Eukaryota, Metazoa, Chordata, Actinopteri, Pleuronectiformes, Soleidae. The coding region runs from base 106 to 1062 and encodes 318 amino acids. The record is from RefSeq and is a predicted model, not a curated record.
CGGAAGUGGUGUCGACAGGUUGGUUCUGUCAGAGGUGGCUGCUCCUUGCCGUUAGUUUAAUUACAUGCAGAACAGCUUCAAACACACUUCUGUCUGUCCUUCAACAUGUCGGCCAGGAACCCAGGGACCAAACUCGACCUGGAGAGAAUCUCCAAAGUGAAAGUGAACACACAGGCUGUUCUGAAGAGAGCACAGCAGAUCCAAGGACAGAAACUCCUGAAGAAACAGUGGCAGGCCGCCUGGCUGCUGAAGGCUGUGACAUGUAUUGACCUGACAACUCUGGCUGGAGACGAUACACCGUCCAACGUGCACCGACUGUGCCUGAAAGCCAUUCAGCCAGUCAGAAUCGACCUGCUCCGCAAGAUAGAUAUGCACGACAAAGGAGUGACCACGGCAGCCGUAUGUGUGUAUCCGUCUCGUGUGGCUGACGCCGUCGCGUCACUAAAAGCAGCCAACUCCAGCCUGCCUGUCGCCUCAGUGGCCACUGGUUUCCCAGCUGGCCAGACGCCAUUAGAGACACGGUUGCAGGAAGUGCGUAUGGCGGUGGCUGACGGUGCCACUGAAAUCGACAUCGUCAUCAACCGCACACUCGCCCUCACGGGACAGUGGGAAGCCAUGUAUGACGAAAUCCGUCAGUUUCGCGAGGCCUGUGGCGACGCCCACAUGAAAACCAUCCUGGCCAUCGGAGAGCUGGGCACCUUCACCAACGUCUACAAGGCCAGCAUGGUCGCCAUGAUGGCAGGUUCCGACUUCAUCAAGACAUCCACAGGAAAAGAGGCUGUCAAUGCUACUUACCCAGUUGCCAUAGUGAUGGUGAGAGCCAUCCGUGACUACUACUUGUGUACGGGCCAGAAGGUGGGCUUUAAGCCGGCAGGUGGGAUCAGGACGGCUCAGGAGUCUCUGGUGUGGCUCUGUCUGAUCAAAGAGGAGCUGGGCAACGAUUGGCUCUGUCCUCACUUGUUCCGCCUGGGAGCUAGCAGCCUGUUGGCUGAUAUUGAGAGACAGAUCUAUCACCAUGUGACUGGACAGUACGCAGCCUAUCACGAGCUGCCGAUGGCCUGAAGCUACACACAGAAUCAACUGACCCGAGUUAGUUUAUUCAAACUUAAGUUGACAAGUUUAGUGAAGACAAUGUUAAAUAGCUUGCUAUUUGUACUUUGAAUGCACUUUGAAUGGUUUGUCAACCAUUUUGUUUUUUCCAUGUUUUAAAUGACCAAUCAAACCUCGGACCACAGUAGCCCAUCAGUGGUUGUUUAGACCAGGGGUUCCCAAACACUGGGUCAGGACCCACAGACGGGUCACAGCAGAUUCUUUUUGGGACCCCAAACAAAUUCCCGGAACUUUUAGUUAACAUUUCUUUUAAAUAACAUGCACACAAUCAUUCAUUGACAAUCUCUUCUGUAGUGAAAUUAACAUAUUUUUCACACAUAUGUCGCAGCAGACGGGGAUAUAAAAUAUCUUUAUUGUGCAAAAUAAAGAUAUCUAUAUAAAAUAAAGCAUAAAAAAACUACCAUUUUAGUCAUAUUGGCGUGUAUUUCGACAUUUUCAAGCCAAUAUCUGCUGAUACUGAUAUCAUGGGGAUAAUAUUUUGUAUCCCUACUCACAAUGGUUUGUGAAGGAUCUUCAUAUAGAACGUUUUGGGAAUCAUACAUUCUUUCAUAGCAAGUAAAAAAUAUUUAUCAAUUAGAUUUUGUUCUUUAGAUCAUGAAAAUCUGGGCCUUGGCUGAAAAUAAAAGACUGAUCUGAAAACA